Bursaphelenchus okinawaensis is the source of this 950-nucleotide messenger RNA. Lineage: Eukaryota; Metazoa; Nematoda; Chromadorea; Rhabditida; Aphelenchoididae. The record is from the annotation of a GenBank genome assembly.
AUGUACAGCAAAGAUUCGUUGGCAUUGGUAUGUUUUUUGAUUUUAUAUGAGUUGUUAUAGCUAUUGGGGUAUAUGGGUCAUGGAUAAUAUAGCUUUUUACAAAGAAAGUAAUGCUCUUCGUAAAUUUUUAGGGUUAAAUUGAUGUGAUUAGAUGUGAAAUUAAUUUUUUUAUUGUUUUUACUACAUUUUGGUAAUAAAAAAGUUUGUAUAAUAAAGAGAUAAAGGGCUUGUGCCUUGGAUAAUAUAAAUUUUGAUCGAAAAAACUUAUUUCUCAAAAUUUUUAGCCAUACUUGAUUGAAGUUGAUAAACUAUGAUAUUUUCUAUGUUUUUACAAAUAUUCAGCUUUAAAAUAAGCCUAAAAUCUUCAUGUUUUAGGCAUUUAUCGCGCUGUUCUACUCGAUUGGAGUUGUGUCGUUUUGGUUGAGUGUCAGAUUGAUUGGUCAUGGUGUUGAAGUGGAAAUGAGUGAUGAAGAUGAAGAAGAGGAUCAUAUUCACAAUUACUUGCCAAGCACGUUUGUCAAGCUAGACUCGGUCGAGAGUAUCGACCGGAUCAAGGGGAACGUCCGCUAUGCGCCGGUUCGGUAAGAACUUUGUUUCCAAACGCAAAAACGAGUUUUUAAAAAAUUUUGAAAUUUGUUUAGGUAAUUGAAAAGUCUUUUUUGAACAUAAUUUUGAAUUAUUUUGAAUUAUUUAUAAAGUUGUUUUUGAAAUAUGAUUGAAAGUCUAGAGUGUACCUACUACAAUACGCUGCAAAUCCUCAAAAAUACAAUUUUCCGCAAAAACUUUGUUUACAAAGCCAAAUUUUUUAAAAAUUUUUACAAUUUAUGUUCAUUUUUAGACAACUGGAAGAAGAAGUAGAUUUGAGCCGGUCCCGAAUCUUUGGUCCAUCCGAAUCUUCAUCGUCAAUGACCUCUCCAGAUGUUUUCGCCAAAUCUCAGGGUACUUUGUAG